GUUUGAUUUCAAAUGAAUAUCGAAUAAAUGUAUUAAAUAUCAAAUAACUCAAGAUCAUUAUCAAUUAAAUGAAGAAAUGGCACCAGAACGAUUAAUUGGCGUCUCAGACAGUGAAGACGAGGAACAAAAAAACAAUGCUCAAACAGCACCAGAUGAUGCGAUUCCUAUAUUCAGAGCUCGAGCAAUUCAGCCAACAUCAAAAUACGAAGGACUAGAUUAUGAUAUAUGCGAAAAUGAACUGUGGGAUAAAGAGCAAUUAACAAAGGAUCCACAUUUGAAAAUUAAAAAGGAUUUUGCAAGAUGGAUUGUAUCAUUAUUUAUUGGAAUAUUGACAGCAUUAGUUGGAUGUGCGAUAGCAAUAUCGAUAGAAGAAAUAAGCAAAAUCAAAUAUAGUUGGUUACAGCAAGCUGUACGGCUGAACAUUAAUCAUGGAGACUUAGUCAUGCCUUAUGUUUAUUACGUCAUUAUGAAUGCAUUGCCUGUGAUGAUUGGAAGUUUAUUAGUCACGUAUAUUGAGCCGGUUGCUACUGGUUCAGGAAUUCCACUCGUAAAAUGCUACUUGAAUGGCAUUAAAAUCCCUAAAGUUGUAAGGCUAAAGACAUUAGUGGUUAAAGCUAUUGGAGUCGUCACGUCUGUUUGUGGUGGAUUAGCUGGUGGAAAAGAAGGGCCAAUGGUUCAUUGUGGUGCUGUUAUAGCUGCUGGCAUUUCUCAGGGAAAAAGUUCGUCCUUCAAUAAAGAUUUUAAGAUGUUUCGAUAUUUCCGUGAUGAUCAUGAAAAGAGAGAUUUUGUAGUUUGUGGUGCAAGUGCUGGAGUCGCUGCCGCUUUUGGAGCUCCAAUUGGUGGCUUGUUAUUUGCAUUAGAAGAAGCUGCAAGCUUUUGGAAUCAAAGUCUUAUUUGGAGGACCUUAUUCUCAGCAAUUGUCAGUUCCUUCACACUUAAUUUGGUUCUAUCAGCUUAUCAUGGAUUAGAGAACUUUACAUAUCACGGAUUAUUCAAUUUGGGUGAAUUUGAGGCACUUCCAUUUGAAUAUUUUGAACUUCCAAUAUUCAUGUUGAUGGGAGUCUUCGGAGGCUUAUCUGGAGCUUUUUGGAUCAAAAUUAAUACAUCUUUAAAUAUAUUCCGUGACAAAUGCAUUAAGCAGAAGUGGAUUCGAGUAAUCGAAGCGAUUAUGGUCGCUGCUGUCAGUGCCUCAUUUGCAUGUUUAAUGAUGUAUCUAAUUAAUGACUGUCGACCUUUAGGGAAUGACCCAACGAUAAACCCAGUUCAAUUAUUCUGUGAGGAUAAUGAAUAUAAUGCAGCAGCAGCUCUGUGGUUUCAAACGCCUGAAUCUAGCGUACGAAGUUUAUUCCAUGAUCCUCCAGGAUCACAUAAAAUUACAACCUUAAUGGUAUUCGUUCCAAUAUACUUUUUCCUCUCAAAUAUCACGUAUGGCUUAAUGGUCAGUUUGGGCAUAUUUAUUCCGUGUUUAUUGGUCGGUGCAGCAUGGGGAAGAUUGGCAGCAUCAUUUUUAGCAUUGGGAUUUCCAGGUUCCACAUUCAUUAAUCCAGGCAAAUAUGCAUUAAUUGGAGCUGCUGCACAACUAGGAGGAACUGUACGUAUGAAUAUAUCUUUGGCAGUAAUCUUAGUUGAAACGACUGGAAACAUUUGGUUUGCACUUCCAAUAAUUUUGGCUUUGACGAGUGCUAAGUGGAUGGGAGAUUAUUUUAAUGAGGGAAUUUACGAUACUCAAAUUAAAGUAUCAAAAGUACCGUUCCUUCAUUGGCAUUCUCCGAAUAAAUUUCUGGUGACAAAAGCGAAUAAAAUUAUGAGCGAACAAGUUGUUUGCGUACGAAUGAAAGAAAGCGUCGAGUAUAUCGUAAACAUCUUGAAGAAUACAAGUUAUCAUGGCUUUCCGGUUGUUGAUCAAGUUGAUGACAUUAAUCGUAACAGCGGAAGACUAAGAGGAUUUAUAUUAAGAACUCAAUUAAUUGUGAUAUUGAAACGAUCGUUUUUUGAAGAAACAAAGAGAUUUUGGGAACAAAAGAUUUCCAUUGAAGCAUUCCGCGACGAAUAUCCACGAUUUCCAAGCAUUGAUGAUAUUAAAUUAAGUAAUGAUAAACUCGCUUAUAAAUAUACAAUAAAUAUGGAGAUAUUUAUGAAUCCGUCACCUUAUAAGGUACAUCAAGCGACGUCAGUUCCUAGAAUAUUCAUGCUCUUUCGUGCUCUUGGUCUUCGGCAUUUAGUCGUCGUGAACGAUGAUAAUCAUGUGACUGGAAUCAUCUCACGUAAGGAUUUCCUUAAGUAAGCGUAUUUAUUUUGUUUAUGUCAUUUGUUUACUGUUUUUCUCGGAGGAAUAAACUCUAAUUUUAAAAACAUUCAAUAUUUACGGAAUGUCAUUUGCACUGUCAAUAGUUUGCUGUGCCUGAAAACUGAAUAGCUGAAAAAGUUUGUAUAAACUGAA
Molecule: messenger RNA, 2440 nt
Organism: Chironomus riparius
Lineage: Eukaryota; Metazoa; Arthropoda; Insecta; Diptera; Chironomidae
Source: the annotation of a GenBank genome assembly